Chenopodium quinoa (quinoa) is the source of this 4790-nucleotide messenger RNA. RefSeq lists its product as uncharacterized. Gene Ontology annotation, molecular function: ATP hydrolysis activity; protein binding; ATP binding. NCBI's taxonomy places the organism in Eukaryota, Viridiplantae, Streptophyta, Magnoliopsida, Caryophyllales, Amaranthaceae. The record is from RefSeq and is a predicted model, not a curated record. Bases 244 to 3966 code for a protein of 1240 amino acids. Gene Ontology annotation, cellular component: mitochondrial outer membrane. The transcript has 27 exons.
AAAAAGAAAUAAAACGGCAUUUAGCAACACAAGACCUCUAAAAAAAUAAACACAUUAUAAAAAAACUCACCUAAAAAGAACGCAGAACAAGCUCUUCAACUGAUCUUCCGCAACUAUUUUCAUAUCUCUCUCUCUCUUAGUUCGCCAUCUCUUUCUCUCUCUAAAACCAAAUCCUUCAGAUCAGAGGAAGAAGAAGACGACGAAAAUCAAGAGGAGAGAGAAAAUUCCUUCGCAACCCUAAUCAUGGUGGAAACUCGCCGGAGUUCUUCUUCUUCCAAACGUCCUCUUGAUUCCCCUCUUCCUGCUUCCAAACGUUCCAAGGAUUCGGAAGCGUCAUCGUCGACGGAGGAUAAGUCUGUUUCACAGCUGCCAGUUGAGGAGGUGACGACUACUGCGGCGGCAGGUAAUCAAUUGGGGGCUGAAUCGCGGGACCCACCUGAGGUUGGAUCCGCUGAUCUGCCGGUUACCGGUUCCGAUAAACCCUCAGAUUUGAAUUUUUCCGAGAAAUCUCCUGCUGUUCAAGUCAAAGGGGGUAUUGAGGAUGCGGUGGUGGAUGAGAAAGAAACAAAGACCGGUGUCAAGCGGCAACGCCUAAAGAAGAAUGUUCGAACUGAACCCGCCGCUUGGGGGCAGCUCAUUUCGCAGUUUUCCGAGAAUCCUCACGAGUUUAUUCGUGGUUCUCAAUUCACUGUUGGUCAUGGUCGUCAAUGUGACCUCUGGUUGAAAGAUCCUACUGUUAGUAAAGUAUUAUGUAAACUUCAGCGCAUAGAGCGAGGGAGUUCCUCUAUCAUCAGACUAGAAAUUACAGGAGGAAAAGGAGCUGUGCAACUAAAUGGGAAGGUCCAUUGCAAGAGUUCCUCACCUCUUACUGUAACUGGCGGUGAUGAGUUGAUCUUUGGCUCUGCUGGGACCGGGAGAUAUGCUUAUAUUUUCCAGCAACUCUCUAAGGACACUUUUGCUGCUCCUGGCUUACCAUCGUCAUUGGCCAUAUUAGAAGCCCAGAGUGCUCCAGCUACUGGAAACGAUACAAAAGCAAAAGGAAGAGAUUCGUCUUCAUCUGCUGCUGCUGGAGUACUGGCUUCGUUGUCAAAUAGCAAACGACUUUCUCGUCUUCCUCCCUCAAAAGGCAAUGAUGAGGACUCUGCUAUGGGUUCACUUUCUGGGGCAUCAGAUAAUGGUAUAUGUGACGUUGACAUGACUGAUAGCUUGGAACAUCAGGACUAUCGUGGUGUCUCCCUGAAUCAGAAGGAAGUUGGUCCUGUGUCUGAUGAGAAUAUGAACAUUGAUGAUGCGGCAAAGGAUACUGGCUUGGACGCAGAAGAAGGACCAGUUGCUGGAUCGAAUAAUGAACUGAGGCCGUUCUUGCAGCUGCUUGCAAGGUCGUCUACCUCUGAUUUUGAUUUUAGUAGCGGCCUCUUGAAAUUAUUGGCUGAGCAAAGGCAAAUAAGGGAUUUAUUAAAGGAUCUUGAUCGUCCAACUUUUGUUUCAACCCGGCGUCAAGCAUUUAAAGACGCUUUGCGUAAGGCUAUUAUUACUGCUGGUGAUAUUGAUGUAUCCUUGGAAAAUUUCCCAUAUUAUCUGAGCGAGACUACUAAGAAUGUAUUGGUUGCUGCUGCAUACAUACCCUUGAAGUGUAGCAAAAUGCUGAAGUAUGCGUCAGAGCUUCCCACUGUGUGCCCAAGGGUACUUUUAUCUGGACCUGCAGGUUCAGAGAUAUAUCAGGAAACUUUAGCUAAGGCACUAGCUAAGCAUUUUGGUGCAAGACUUCUUGUUGUUGAUAGUCUUAUUCUGCCUGGGGGACCAACUGCAAAGGAAGCUGAUACUUCUAAAGAACACUCUAGACCUGAGAAAUCUAGUCUUCAUGCAAAACGCUCAUCAGUUGUGGCUUCUCUACGACAAAAGAAACAAGCGUCAAGUGUUGAGGCGGAGAUUACGGGACCUGCUGUUGCAGCUCAGCGACUCCCAAAGCAAGAAGCAUCAACUGCAUCUUCUAAAAAGUACAUUUUCAAAGAAGGGGAUAGAGUAAAAUUUUUAGGUCCAAUGCCUUCUGGAGUUCCACCUUUAUUGCCAUUGAGGGGACCUUCAUAUGGUAACCGAGGAAAGGUUCUCCUUGUCUUCAAGGAUAACCAGUCUUCCAAAAUUGGCGUCAGAUUUGAUGAAUCUGUUCCUGAAGGUAACAAUCUUGGAGGCCGUUGUGAAACUGAUCAUGGUUUCUUUUGUCAAGCUGAUUCGUUAUGCUUGGAAAAUUCGGGUGGUGAUGAUGCUGACAGACUUGCAGUGAAUGAAAUUUUUGAGAUUGCAAAAGAUGAAUGUAAAGGUGGCCCUGUGAUUCUGUUUCUGAAAGAUAUGGAGAAGUGCAUGGCAGGGAAUCCCGAGGCAUAUGUGGAACUUAAAAGCAAGCUUGAAAAUCUGCCGGAUAAUUUGGUUGUGAUUGCUUCCCACACUCAAGCAGACAGUCGAAAAGAGAAGUCUCAUCCAGGUGGAUUGUUAUUUACAAAAUUUGGCAGCAACCACACAGCUUUGCUUGAUCUUGCUUUUCCGGACAAUUUUGGCCGGCUAAGCGAUCGAAACAACAAGGACACAUCCAAGAUAAUGAAACAACUAACCCGUCUUUUCACAAACAGAGUCACCAUACAGAUGCCUCAGGAUGAGAAUCUUCUAUUAGAUUGGAAGCAGAAGUUGGAGCGUGACAUGGAAACUCUAAAAGCACAGUCAAACAUUGUUAGCAUACGUUCUGUACUGAACCGCACUGGAAUUGACUGUCAUGAUAUUGAGACACUAUCGAUUAAGGAUCAAGCACUUUCUAAUGAAAACGCAGACAAAGUAAUUGGUUGGGCGUUAACUCGUCACUUCAUGCAUUGUGCCGAACCUUCUGUAAAUGAUUCAAAACUCGUUAUUUCUAGCGAAAGUAUUAGGCACGGGCUUAAUAUUUUGCAUGGUGUUCAAAAUGAAACCAAGAGUACCAAGAAGUCAUUGAAGGAUGUAGUUACUGAGAAUGAAUUUGAAAAGAAGCUUUUGACGGAUGUUAUUCCAGCUAGUGAAAUUGGAGUUACUUUUGAUGAUAUUGGGGCUUUGGAAAAUGUGAAGGAUACAUUAAAGGAACUAGUGAUGUUACCUCUUCAAAGACCAGAGCUAUUCUCGAAAGGACAAUUGACAAAGCCUUGCAAGGGAAUACUGCUGUUUGGCCCCCCUGGUACUGGAAAAACUAUGCUUGCAAAAGCUGUUGCUACAGAGGCUGGUGCAAAUUUCAUCAACAUUUCAAUGUCGAGCAUCACAUCGAAGUGGUUCGGUGAAGGAGAGAAAUAUGUCAAAGCAGUGUUCUCACUGGCUAGUAAGAUAGCUCCCAGCGUCAUUUUUGUUGACGAGGUUGAUAGCAUGUUAGGAAGACGUGAAAAUCCGGGUGAGCAUGAAGCUAUGAGAAAGAUGAAGAAUGAGUUUAUGGUGAAUUGGGAUGGUUUGCGCACAAAGGAUAGAGAACGUGUGUUGGUGCUUGCAGCGACAAAUAGGCCUUUUGACCUGGAUGAAGCUGUUAUCAGGAGGCUGCCUCGGAGAUUGAUGAUUGGCUUGCCAGAUGCAUCUAAUAGGCAAAAGAUUUUGAGUGUAAUUUUAGCUAAAGAAGAGUUGGCACCUGACGUUGAUCUGGCUGUGGUUGCGAAUAUGACGGAUGGAUAUUCUGGAAGUGACCUGAAGAAUCUUUGUGUAACUGCGGCCUAUUGUCCCAUCCGAGAGAUAUUGGAGACAGAGAAGAAGGAAAAAGCUUUAGCUUUAGCUGAGAGCAGAUCACCUGUAUUAUACAGUGGUGAAGAUGUCCGUCCUUUAAACAUGAGCGACUUUAAAUAUGCUCAAGAACAGGUAUGUGCAAGCUUCUCAGCAGAGUCCACCAACAUGAAUGAGCUCAUGCAGUGGAAUGACUUAUAUGGUGAAGGAGGAUCAAGGAAAAGAAGCUCCCUAAGCUAUUUCAUGUAGACGAGGUAUUUGUCUUAUAUAUAGUGAGAUGAAGAUCCUUAAUUUAGAUGAGCUUAGCUCCUGCAUGGAAUGAUUUAUAUGGUGAAGGUGGAUCAAGGAAGAGAAACUCCUGAGCUAUUUCAUAUAGAAGAGGUAUUUGUCUUAUAUAAUAAGAUGAAGAUCCAUAAUUUAGAUAAGCAGCCGCUCGAAAUUUUCCCGUCAUCUGUUCCCUGUUCAAAUGAGACUGACAUGGUGGCUACUCCCAUCCCAAAAGGUCCUUGCACCAAAGCCUCUUGUAUCCUCUUUGUAUCAUAUUUAGCCAGAUUUCUCCUCCCACCCUCCCUUUCCGGCCAAAUGUAUAGCAGUUGCAACUUAUAGGUUCCCUUCUCUAUCCCCCAACAAUUUUUUGGCUUCAAAAGCUACACCUAUUUGCUGUAUAUACUAUCCUGAGCAAUUUUAAUAAGCGAAUCUUGCAUUUUGUUUGUACAGUAACGGCGUAACCAUUUCUCAUCAUCAUAUAUUAUUACUGUUGCUGUGCGGUAAACCGUGGUUUAGUGGCACUUGUAAUCAGUUGUAGUGUUGCUGGGCGGUUAACUGUGGUUCAGUGGCACUUGUAAUCAGUUGUAUGAAGUGUAAAUUAUGUACUCAGAUACCGAGGUUACUUAAUGAUAGUUCAAUGGAAUACUUGAUUUAUUUAGUCAUAUAAUCAUAUCUAUGAAGUUACAGGGCAUUUAAUCUAGUUCUGUAGUUGCAAAAUGGACAACAUAAGCAUGUAUAUGUGUUUUGGGGAUAUUAAAUGAUGAAGUGGGUUAUACUGAUUGAUGUAAAUUAUGAUUUUCUGCUAA